Messenger RNA from Amoebophrya sp. A120, 300 nucleotides. Lineage: Eukaryota; Dinophyceae; Syndiniales; Amoebophryaceae. The record is from the annotation of a GenBank genome assembly.
GGAGGGGCGGCAGCAGCUGCGUUGGGCCAGCGACUGGCAGAAGAGCGAGCUCUUCAGACCCUCGGGACGAACCCGACGACGACGCCGAGUCAGACGACUCACACAUCCACUGGGGUUCUGUGCUUGCGUGGUGAGUUCGUCACUCCCGGAUACUUUGACCUGGCGGCUGGAAAGAUUGUUCCGCUGGACAACAUCCUAACUCUCGAAGACGGGUUGGAGUAUUUUAACACAAAUGACCGAGUGGAGAUCAAGUGCGAUAAUGUUUACGAGAGCAACAGCACAGAAAAAGAUAAAGUCCCG